GGGCGUGCGCGCGCGCGCGCGUGUGUGUGGGCGAGCAUCACUUCGCCGCGAUGGCGAACGAAGUGCAAGGGCGCGGAGAAGGAGCCGGUGUCGCGUCCAACUCCUUGGAGCUGAGCACGUCUCUCGAGCGCAGCGUGCAAACGCGGAUCUUCAAAAUCAUCGUGAUCGGCGACUCGAACGUGGGCAAAACGUGCUUAACGUUCCGCUUCACCGGCGGCUCUUUCCCUGCCAAGACGGAGGCCACGAUCGGAGUGGAUUUCAGGGAGAAGGCGGUCGAAAUCGAGGGUGAGAGGAUAAAGGUGCAGGUAUGGGAUACGGCCGGCCAGGAACGCUUCCGCAAAAGCAUGGUGGAGCACUACUACCGCAACGUCCACGCUGUUGUCUUCGUGUAUGAUGUCACCAAAAUGGCCUCAUUUGAGAACCUGAAGACAUGGAUCCAGGAGUGCAAUGGGCACCGUGUGUCGGCCUCUGUGCCCCGCGUCCUGGUCGGAAACAAGUGUGACCUGGUGGACCAAAUCCAAGUCCCGUCCAACAUGGCGCUGAAGUUUGCUGACGCACACAACAUGCUGUUGUUUGAGACGUCUGCCAAAGACCCCAAGGAGAGCCAGAAUGUGGACUCUAUUUUCAUGUGCCUGGCAUGUCGUUUGAAGGCCCAAAAAUCCCUCAUCUAUAGAAAUGUGGAACGGGAGGAUGGGAGAGUGAGGCUCAACCAAGAACCUAAUCCUAAGACUAGCUGUCCAUGCUGAAAACCUGUGAAGCCUAGAAUAAUCUCAUCUUAUUUUCCCACACCAACUGAGACUGAUGUUGAUAACUGCAAAAGAAAAAUGUGCCUGCAACAAAUGAUUGACAUCGAGGCUUGGGUUUGUUUGUUUGUUCGUCUCUGUGCAGCUUCUCUGUUUGACCUUACCAAUCACAUCGCCACCUAGAAAUCAGACUACAAUGUCGUUUGGUGUUUGAUUUACCGUACACGCCGUUUUAACUGUAACAUUUCAGCUAAUGUUUGGAAAUAGAGAUUUCACAGUUGGUAUAUCCAGUCUGCCAAAUAACAUCCUGUUGUAUUAAUCAUUCAUAUGGAUUCAUCUCCCAGCAUACAAUCGGCUCGAAAGAUUAUUGAGUGCAAUAAGGCAUAAGUACCAUCCAACACAUGAUUGGUUAUUUAUCUGUUUUGCAAUCAUGAGAUGCAUAUAAACAGAUCUGUCAGCUGUGUAUUCGAUUGCAGUUUUCAUGGCAGCCAUGCAGUUGUUUAAAUGCCUUAAUAAUGGGCCUCUUACUGAUAAUGUCAAUACAAAUAAAUUUUUGCAUUCACACAAUAGUGGAAUAGUACUUACAUGGAUAGUUGCAUGUUGUGUUAUCAGAUGAUUACCCUGCAUGCUGGAAAGUGAAAAGAAUAUUAGGAGAGUAAAAGCUAGUGAUAGUUGCUAUGAAAUGAGACGCUGCCAUUCCACAUCGACACGUGUCUUGGACUGGAGAUAUGAGCAAUAUGAGCAACCGUCAGUGUGUUAACUCACAUCCUAUUAACAUUUUGCAAUAUUAAGUCCAAAGGUUUGAUCAACAUUUAACCUUUUAUUAUGAAAAAAAUAACUCCAUUUAAUCAAAGUAUGUAUAAAAUGCUCAAAUGAAUCCAAUUAAUCAUUCAAUUUUAGGAAACAUCCCAGACGCUAAAACUCAUUGAAUCCGAUGUUUCUAACAAAACAAUCGUAUCGUUUUUUUUGUCGUUUGUUUAAGUUAAUUUUUCAAGAAAAGUGACUGUGUGUAAUUGUGUCAGCAUUCGUCAGUUUUAAGACUGAGAAUCUAUUUUCUUUACACAUGGAACAAUCGUGUACAAAUGUUACAUGUUGAAAUAACUGUUCACUGAAAGUAAAGUUAAAUGUGUUAUGUGUAA
Hemibagrus wyckioides is the source of this 1882-nucleotide messenger RNA. RefSeq names its product RAB33A, member RAS oncogene family (gene rab33a). Gene Ontology annotation, cellular component: Golgi apparatus; endosome. The record is from RefSeq and is a predicted model, not a curated record. Gene Ontology annotation, biological process: Rab protein signal transduction. The coding region runs from base 51 to 746 and encodes 231 amino acids. Gene Ontology annotation, molecular function: GTPase activity; GTP binding. The transcript has 2 exons. NCBI's taxonomy places the organism in Eukaryota, Metazoa, Chordata, Actinopteri, Siluriformes, Bagridae.